UCACGAGGUGAGUUUCUGUUCGCCCCUCCUCCGACUCUUAGCCUUACUGUCAUCUGCAAAGAUGUAUGGACUGUAUUGGUGCACAAGUGCCAUCGCUCGUCACAGCAACAGAAUUGAUCUUAUCUUCUGACCUUGUUCUUCAGGCUCUCUAACUCAAGUUUGGCUGUCCUUGUGUGCUGCAUGCAGAACUGGACAGGACGAUUCAACACACGAGGCCACAAGAAUCAAGUCUCCGUAGCUAGGUAGCAGACUUGGCCCACGAGUAGAUUUCCACAGGACGAUAGGUUCCAGUGCCAGUAGAUCAUCUAGACUACAGUACGGAUCUUUGUACAGAACUGCCAAGGGUUGCACGUGAGGAGAUGAGGGUUCCGGCGUUCGGGGAUAAAAACAUUUGAAUGAAUGAUUUCGUCGCCCCACUGAAUCCGUGUGUAUCGUGGAGACGAACAAGAGCUGACGUCGGCUGCUGGCCGGAAUUCUACCGCGUCGUUAGGGUGGAUCGUAUCGACCGGCGUCGAGACGACAGAGGGAACACCAACAGCUACGAAUCCGGGCAGCCGCGUUCCGCCGCAGUGAACCUUGGUGAACAGUGUGCAAAGCUUUGCGGCGUCUCUUGUUUCAUUCCGGCUAUCGUCUAGUUCCUUGCUGGUCUACCUGAUCAAGAUGGUCUCCCAGUGGCACAUUCCUGGCUGAGUGUUGAGCCGUUUGCUCACAUUCAGGCCUAGAUAUGGCUAGCAAUCACAGGCCGACUCAUGGAGCCACUGCAGCUGCAGCCACGCGCUACAGCCCCGGACGUCAGCAAAGUGCCAGAAAUGUGUAUGGCACUGGCCCCGCUAGUGGAGAGGAUGCGGGGGAGCUCGACGUUAUGCUGCUGCUUGGAGACACUGGCUUUCUUCGCCGCUACCCAAACCUAUGGAGAGAAGCUGAUGUUCUGUACAAGCCCAAGCUUGCUGAAAACCUAAGGGUGAAAGACAUGAUCAACUAUUUUCAGGAAUGGCUGUCUCCAAGAGAUCUUCAAAGCCUUGCAGAGGGCACAGACUUCGGCAAGAGUGAGACGCUGAUAGAGAUAUUGGAGAGAGGCCACAACGCUACCUUUGUACCCUUCUUUGAGAAACUCUGGGAGCACCAGCGAACUCUCCCAGUUGUGCAGGAGAUCAAAUCUCAGCUCAUAGAGUUGUACAGAAAGCGUGUGGAGGAACAGAAUCCCAUCAGCCAUGGUGGAGAGCAGUGGUACUAUUUUGCCAUUGAUGUCAACAAGGUUCUGGAAGACCCAGUUUUUCUGGAACGCUACGAUGACCUUUGGAAUGAGGUUGCCAGAAAGCACAUGCGAGAGCUGCGUGAGUUUAUCAAUGCUGCCGACUUGCUCAACCUUGUCAGCUCACAGCAUCUCUUGGAAGAGCGCACGAUACGUGAACUGGAAACGAAGCAGGGAGACGACUUAAACCGUGACUUACUACUUCAGCUGCAGGAAGGUGGCAAUGAAACGUUCGUGCCGUUCUUCCAGCAUCUGUGGAGCGAGAGCAAGGAUGUUGACGUUGUGCAGCGGAUGCAUCGGCAGAUACUGCACUUGCUGCAUACCUCCGGCAACAAAAAGCCACCGGACUCUCAGGGCACAUCCGUAUCAACGUUUGAGUUGUGGAAGGUCGUCAGAAAAGAAGAAGAAGAUCUCAAUAAGCUAAUGGCAUCCCAGUGGAAGCGCCUACUGCAAAAAAUGCGCUUUGACCUUGAAAUCUCCAUCGAGGAACGCAACGAGAUUGAGUCUCAACACACCGACUUUCUUAGGUUCAAAGCGCUGCUCAGAGUCUAUGAGCGCAAAGGAGAGGAAAGCUUCGCGGUGUUCUUGGAUGCCCUAAAUGAACUGGACUUGAUGUCCAAGGCAAACAAACUCCGUCAGCUGGCGAACGUCGAAUUCAGCCUUCCCGACGGCUACCUGGAGAAAUUGGACACUAGAAUGAAGCGCAAAAGAAAGGCCCGUCAAGAUCCGGGGAAAGAGAUGUAUCGGAAGAUCAUCUACCCGAACCUGCACGACUUGAGUCAAUGCAUGCUGGUACGAGAUUUCCUCACCGACCUCAGAACCAAAGACGUGGUCAGCUUCAGUCAGAAAACCGACAUUGAAGAGAGAGGAAAGGACCCAGUCGAUCAGGCUGGCUACCUGCUGGACUUGAUGCAGCACAAGUCGGAAACGCAGCAGAAGGACUUCCUGUAUAUUCUGUACAAACAACCUGGAAAGGUCAAGGACAUUGCUAAGGACCUGCUACAGCAGCAUUUCGAAGGAGUUGGCAAGAGCCAGAAAACCGCCAAGCGACUGUGGUACUCGACGGCACUGGGCAAAGAGGAGCAUGCCAUCAAGCUGGACUUCACUAGGCCGGGGCCUGCCAUCGUGGAAACGCCACCGAUACUGGUGGACCGGGAUGCCAUCAGGUACUUGCGCAUUGCCCUGGAGAAGGUCGGCAAGUGUACCAGCAAGCUAGGAGGGCAGGCAGUCGACGGGCAGCAGCCAGCAGACGACGACGGCACUGCAUCCGCAAUGAAGUACACAAACCUGAAGGUGCUGGUCAUGGCCGGGAACCGAGAAUGCAUCGAAGGCAUCCUGCAUGGCCACCAGAUUGCCGACGGCAAAUCUCUGGCACACCUGGUCGACGUGGAGCCAGGGUCCAGCGUCCUGUGCUUUGUGGACAACGUCACAGACACGACGGGUGAAGCGUACCUUGUCCUUAACCUGCACGAACAUGAGCCCAUCAGCACGGCUUGUCAACUUCUCAACCUUACGAUGGAUGCGUCCGACUCUGUCCUACUGGCAUUCACUGAUCACGACUGGCCAUGGGAUCGAGAUGCAGCGGGAAUGCGCCGUUCCAGGAAUGGCACCAGGAUCGUGUUCAAGGAGAAGUUCGGCAACCUGAAGCGGCAUCCCAAGCAACUCGACCCGAACAACCCUCUCAAGCUUCUUCGAUUCAAGUAUGCGUGGUACGGCUGCAAAGGAUCGCUUGCCUGGCAAACACGGCGGCUUGCAAUAGCUGUCACGCAGCCCUACCAGAUGGUACAGUUUCCAAGUGAAAAUGACGCACGCAAGGAAGAAGCCAUCAGGAGUUGCUUCAACAUCACCAACGGCAGACAAUCAAACACCCCACGCACUGCCACUGCCACUGCAACUCCUGGCACGACCGACAUGGGGAACGUACCGAUCAUCGAAGGUCCUAUCAUCCAGCCGAUGGACAGAGUUGACCUUCGCAGGCUGCCGCGCCAGCCAAUGGUCCAGUUUGACCAGCUGUUCACCAACAUGGCCCUCGGUCCCAGCCUCUCCGUCCUCUCAACCGUCUCACUCGACUCUGAUGACCCACUACCCCAGGAUGCAAGCAGCCAUGGUGACGCCUCAUCUGCAAUCUGUCGUCAGUGCUUUGCAUCCAAUCCUGUUCCAGUCGAGCAGCGAGCUAAGUUUGUGGACGUUGUGCACAAUCUGAUCGAAGUGAGUCCACUGGCGAGCGAGCUACGUCACCGCAGUGACCCGACGUAUGUUACAACCGUAUUGACCGACGACGAACUCAGUGCAAUGACUAUUGCCAACAUGUGCUCUGGCGGAAUGAUGGCCGCUAGCAUACCGGGUGAUGCCAAGGUUGCUGCCAUUAAACCGGGACGCGGCAGGAGACCGGAGGUGGAGCAGCGGAAACAUGCUCGACUGCUUCUCUCCACGCGCCUUCUCGACAUGAGGGUGCACAACUUCUUCUGCUUCGAAGGCUUGCAUCUGCUCUCUCAAUCCAAGGAACCUUUCCAGGACGCAGCCAUGCCGCUACUCUUACCAGCAGUAGCACUAAGCAAUGUCUUCAUCGUCUGCUCUGACAAUCCAGUGGGUGCAGUCAAACGGCUUGUGGCGGUUAUCCAGCAGAUGAAAGAGCAUAUGAAAUCGCUCUGGGUUGAUCCGAAGGAGAAGGAGUCCAAGCUAGACCCGCAGAAAAUUGACAGCGGCCUGUUUACGGGCCGUCUCCUCGUACUGUCCACGUCUCGGCAAAGCAACGACGAAGAUGGAUCCCAGAAACUCUGUCACCUUGACCCAGAGGAUCAAGAUACUCUCAGCGAGUUCUUCGGCGAUUACGAUGAGCGGCAUUAUGACGAAGUUCAGCUUGAGGCAGAGCAGCGCGAGGCAUGCGUUCGACAGUUUGCGGCGGAACGUAUAACGGCUCACCUUGGCGAGCUUUCGACGCCGUGCUUCAAGUCAGCCGGUUUCCACGACUCGCUGUGUUUGAUGCUGGGCGCUGCUGCCACUGCUUGUACUAGCUUCACAUCGCUGAAACUCAGCCAAGUCCAUCACCGUGAAACCAUAGAGUUUUUCGAGCUCUUGCUCACCGCGCUAAGAAGUGGAGAGUGGAAUGGCAAACCUUGCAACAGCGGCACCCAAGAGUUAAAAAUCGACGGCGAGGUCGUGGAGCCGUUCCAUCGACCGCAGAAGUAUAAGUGGUCCAUGGAUGCCGGCUUACCACUCGAUUUCAAAGUGGACAUGGAUAGUUCCGAUAUAGACAAGUGCUUCGACGGUGUCGAAAAGCUGCUGAGCGAUGCUGCCCGCGCCAUGAUCAAUGCUCUGCGUGUUGAUGUCGCAAGAGCGGUACUGAAGUCUGAAGAAGACUGGUGGUCUCGAGGCCCGGCCGCUCUCCACACUCAGACCAAGACAGCGCUGGACAUCCUCUGCAAGCGCCGGCAAAGAGCCGUGAAGGCACCGUCCCACACUCACAGGCAGGGACUGAGGGGAACCCUCGACCUUGAAGCAGAAACCAAAUCCUGUUUCAGCUUCUUCGAGUCGAUCUGGGAGCCUUGCGACCAACCAUGCUCCUACAAGCCCUGUCACCUGCUUUGCCUGCAGCCGCGUGGUCAUCGCGACAAGCAUGACUGUCUGUUUGAUCACGGCAAGCAAGGCAACCAUUACUGCGGCAGACCUUGCACGUAUUGUCGGAAGAAGAAGACCAGGGAAGGCGAGCCCGGCCAGUGUAUGGCGGGAGCAGGUCACAAGAGCCGUCGUUGCCAGUGCUGGCAAGAAGGAGGUGACGUGCCUCCACAGCACAAGUGUGAGGAGCCGUGCGACUACAUGGAUGCCUGGGUUCACAAGCAUGGUGAUCGCACGCAGGUGGAAAGCUCAAUAUGCUACAAGGAUGCUCUGCACGAAGAAUCCAGCAGGGACGAUGAACAUAUUGGCGAUGACCAAGCCGAACACAAAUGCUCCGCUGAAAGGCACACGUGUGCGCAGCAGUGCCAACUUCGACCGACUUCUCGAGCACGGUGCGAGAAAUACUGCUUGCACGAUAUCGACAAGGGGCAAGGCCAUGACCUACACACGUGUGGUGCCACAGAUCACAAGUGUCCAGACGUAUGUCAAGCUGAAGGUGUGUGUGCUAUAGCCAACAACUCGGAGUCAGAGUUAAACCCCAACAUCUGCAGAGACGAGGAGCAGCGAAUCGGUGUGAACGGCUAUAAGAUGUUCUGCGGGUCAACACUGGACACCAUGACCCUGACGCAUAGCGGCAAUCACCAGUGUGGCAAGGAACAGAAAGAUCACACGUGUACGGAGAUCUGCCCACUGUGCAGCAUGGUGUGUCGUCUCGGCUGGGACCACGAGGGUCCGCACGAUAUGAAGCACGGACAGAUCCGGAACAGUCGCUUUGCCAGGGUGCGUAAUGGCCGAACGCAUGAGUUGGUGUCCCAUGAUACACCGCCAAGAUGCGAUCAGCUCUGCCCUGGCAAGGACUACAUGCGGGGUCACGAACAUAUCUUGUCCAAGGAUAUUGUGUCAUUGCUGGCCAAACGUUCCAGCGCAUUUGACACCUCUGCCUCUGGCCAUAGGCCAUUCUUUCCACGCCAGGAACAAGACGGGGACAAUCACAAGGUUGUGAAUCACACAUUCUUCUGGAAGAGGCUGAAUAUCGUUGAUCCGAAUGCGGGCAGUGCCGACUUUGACCGUUGCCCUAUGCAAUGCCCAAGACAUCCUGCGACCAGUGCACCCUACUGCACAGGCUCUUUGUGGCAUGAAGCGUUUGAUGAGAAACACAAGCCAGACGACAAAGGUUACACAGGAAAGGCAGUGAGGGAGGAGAUCGACGGCGUCGAGCGAAAACAAAGCCGCGGCAACGAGCACAACGUAUACAUAGGCCACCAUUUCCCGUGCAGCAGAGAGCCGGAUCAUAUGUGUAACGGACUCUGCACUCUACCCGAGAAACUGGAGAAAUGCAUGCGCGGCACGGAGCGUUCACAGUGUUCCAAGCCUGUGGGUCACCACGGUGUGUGCUCGUGUCAGACUGCUGAAAAGCACGUCUGUGGCAUCCCGUGCCCAGCUACUUUGGAGUCCGGUCUUUGUGGAGAGCCUUGUGUACGGCGCGUCGAGGAGCAUAACUCUGAAGAUCAACAUGAUCAUGAGCUGCACUGGUGUGGAAUCGAUAGGUGCUGCAUGAAAUGUGACUGUGGUGCGAACUGCUCCAAAAGCGGUCAGCCAAUCGAUCACUUGCACGGUGGUGAAGAUAAGCCAAUACCGCAUCACUGCGGCAUUCGUCACGAGUGCCGGGAGCUUUGCGAGGAGGAUGGCAUCUGCAUGCUUGCAUCCGAUCCUACUACGGUGGAUCCUGAGAAACACAAGCGGCGAUCCAGUGAUGGAAAUGGGUAUCGUUUGGUGUGCGACAUCAAGAAACCCAUCGGAGAGAUAGAACACGAGGAGAAGCACUCCUGUCGCAACACGCACACCUGCACUGUCCAGUGUCCGGGCUGCCAUCGCUACUGCACACGAGAUAUCAAUCACAAAGGCAAUCACCGCCUCGAUGAACAUGGCCCGUACCGGAAUGACUCUUGUGUGGUUCGCAACGGUGUCAGCGGUAACGUCGAAGUCUCUGGCGAGCGAACUUGCGGGCAGUUGUGCAAGGAAGCAGGGCGUGGCCAUGCCCACUGCAGGCUGGGGGAGAAGUCACAGAGACAUUCCGCAUUCUGGGAGUCGUUUCGGUUUGACUGUCCGUGUCCGGAAGACCGUGAUUUCCUGGAUGGCUGUCCGGUCAAGUGCAAUGCAAAGGAACGACACGGACCUAAGGCCAACGUCUACUGCCAAGGGAAACUAUUCCACGAGCUGAGCGAUAAACCGGAGCUAGACAACGCGACCGCCGCCACAUCUCUGAUGUACACCGGACUGCAAAUCUAUGGAGUUGACGAGAAUGGGCGGGAGCUGUGCGGCCACUGGUUUGCCUGCUCCACCAAGCACAAGUGUGCAGAGGCAUGCUUCCGCUGCUCCCGCGACGAAAAUCAGAGCGAGAAAAGGGCGAGGGACGUGGCCUGUCGGUUCUUCCGCCACGAUCACGAGUCCCGGUGCAGGUGUCGCAAAGAGCACCACCAAUGCCGCGUGGAAUGUGAAGCUCCUGGCUGCAAGGUGUUGUGUACCCAAGAUGACUACUACGAGCAUGCGGACCAUAAAUGUGAUGCUACUGGAUGUGAGAACAGGUGUGAAAUUGGUAAUUGCACGGCGGAUUGCAACGCACCUGACCAUGUUCACUCCACAAAGAACAAAGGGCUACACCAUUGUAAUCAGCGGCACUCGUGUGCCAAGUACUGUGACAUGGAUGGUGUGUGCCAUGUCACAACUAUCCACGGGAAAGCACCAGAGGAUAGCCGGGCACUUGUCUCUGGUUUAAGCAACACCACCGGAUAUCACCUGAAGUGUGUGAAGCCGUUACCAGCCGGAAAGAAAAUGCACGCAGGGAAACAUGAGUGUUCCGCCGAAUCUCAUACCUGCAAGGAGCAAUGCCCACUGUGCAAACGUCACUGUGAACUACACGCUGGACACCACAAGAGCGGUUCUCUUCAUCAGGUCCAGCACGGGACAAUCGUGACAGCCGUGAAGCUCUCGGUCGGUCUUGACGACGAGGUUCACAUUGAAGGAGGUGUAACAUGCCAAGAUAUGUGCGAGAAAGGAGGACGAGGCCACUUACACAUCGGUAGUGCUUACAUGAAUUUUAAGAAGAGCAUCAGCUCUCAUGCAAAAUUCUGGCAUGAUAUGAAGUUCAAAGACCCAGCUUCUCCAGAGCAGCAGAAGGAGUAUGGUCUUUGCGGAAAGCCGUGUAUCUUGCCGCACAGCAGUGAUCCUCCAUACUGUGCCUACGACGUGAACCACCUACACCCAACUACCGGUACUGCCGACCGAUCGUCGGUAUUUCACCACUGUAAGCAGCAACACACUUGCAACCAGCCCUGUGAGGCACUAGGAGUCUGUGUUAUUCUCUCACCGGGUGGUGACGAACAGCCUCUGAACGUCACCGCAACCGCAUAUCCCAACGGCUUCAGGAACUCAUUCUGCAAGAUUCCCAUACCACCCCGUCUUCAAAAGCAUGACAAGUCCCACGACUGUGGUGUUGUCCACCACUGUAAUAAGUCCUGCAGCAUGUGUGGACACUGCUGUUCACGUCCAUACGACCACACUGGCACUGCCUGCUCCGUGACUCACGGUAGCAUCAAGCCAGAGGUCCUUGCCAAGAUCGCCUUACUGGGCAAGGAUGGAAGAGAAGUGCAACUGCCGGAUGCUGCAAUCACCUGUGACAAGCUAUGUAAGAUUGCUGGGCCAUCUCAUUCUCAUCUCAUCUACGAUGUGGAUGCUGCCAGCAGCACCUCCAUCUCGCGUACCAAGGCAAGACAAGUGUCUCAUAGGACCUUCUGGGACAACCUGUCAUUAUUGGAUCCAUAUCCUGAAGGGGAGUCGCGCCUAUUCAACGCCUGCCCAGUAGUGUGCACACUGCCUGGCCACGACGGCAUUGAAAACAGGCAGUGCCUUGGUGAAAUUCAUCAUCAACUCUACAACCCGGAGGCCGAGCCAGAACGAGGUUUCACUGCUGAAGAGCGGCAUGGACAGUUACAAGGCCAUCGGUUCGAAUGCGAAGAGCACGUCUGCGGUGACAAGUGUGAACUGUUUCAAGAUGGACAACGGUGUGAAGGCACCUGCACUCUACUGGACGGCCAUGACAAGAGUGCGCAGCCUUGCAAGUGCAAAUCAGCACACACCUGUCCCAAGCAAUGCCAAGAUGAGGACUGCGCAAAGCAAUGCUCUAUGGAUGACAGUCAUAAAGUCUCAGACUCCAGCCCUCUGCAACACCACUGCGGGAAGAGCCACAAGUGCAAGGUAGCAUGCAACGAGCCUGGGCCAUGCAAAGUUGUCCCAGAAGUAGAGAAAGAAAGCUUCAUCAGCGAGAAUCCCAAUGCUGAGAAGAUUGCUGGCAAUGCAUUCAAGCUUUUCUGCAACAUACCAGUGCCACCUGGAAAAACCACACAUCCUGGUGUGAAACACAGCUGUCAGCAGGCGCACGGAUGUGACAAAACAUGUCCAUUGUGUGGCUUCCACUGUGAAACAGCGGGAUCUACAACGCAUGAUCAGCAUCUAGUAUCACAGCACGGUGCUGUGCUGUCCAGUGCUCGGGCUAGUCUCCGCAAUGGAAAUGGCUCUACUCCUUCACAACUGCCAGAUGAUACAACCUGCCAUACUGUCUGUGGUAGCCUCGAAGAAAGUCGCUCACACAGUCAUGUCCCAGACUACGACCUGGUAGCAGCGCAUUAUAACAAAGGCAAAAUCAAAGAAAGCUACAGGCGGGUGGGCAUAAAGUGCAAAGUGACCCAUGCCCUAUUCUGGGAUGUCCACAGCUUUGCCGACCCCAGUGUAGACCCAGCAAAUGGUUUUGACAAGUGUCCCGCACCCUGCCCAAGAGAUCAAGAGCACGGGGAAGAUAAAGUGUAUUGCACACAGCUUCUGUAUCAUCAGACAGUUCCACAAUCUGGCAAACCUGAGUUGCCUGGCUUUGCUGACAAUGGUCAUCACUUUCCAUGCGACAAUCAUCUAUGUAAUGAUCCUUGUGGACAGGCCAAUCAAUACGGUCCAUGUGUGGAACACUGCAUGCGGCCACUCAAGCAUUCAAGGGGCCACGACUGCGAGAAGGAGCACAAAUGUGACCAAACAUGCAGGGGAACCGACUGCAGCAACAAAUGUGAAUUGAAAAUGGGUCAUGAUAAGAAGCAGAAAUGCAACUGUGGCAUUGGAAAGUGCACUGCUAAAUGCGAUCACUGCGAUGCUGACUGUGAAGCUAAAGAUCAUUUCCACCAUCCUACUGGAUCCACUGUUCAUGACUGUGGUGCAACUCAUAUCUGCUCUGAAUCGAAGCGUACUGGUAACAAAGAUAUCAAGUGCAACACCAGCGAAGGCAACUGCACCCUGCCCUUCUUCAGUAAGCUAGAUUCAGAUCAAAAAAUAGCUUUGGUGAAGGAUGGAACAUUGCCAGCAUUGAGGCUGCCCUGCAAACGCAUAAUUCCAACUGGCCAAGCGGAACACGGUGGAGAGCAUGCACAUCAUGAUGAUGCUUCCCAAUUGCAACAUACCUGCAAUGCCUUUUGUCCAACGUGCGGAGAGUGCUGCGAUAAGGUGGUUCAUGCUGACGGUGAAUUGCACAGCACAACACAUGGAACAUUCCGGUCUCUUCGGCCAGCAGAGAUACAGGAGCAUGCGCUUUCUCCUUGGAGAGUUGUGGACACAAAGGAUGAAUCCAUGGUGCCACCUAUAGCUCAGCAAACACCUGACAGUCCACCAUCAGUGAUCACCUGCAGCACCGUGUGCUCCUCUCUGAAACGAGAGCACCACCACUGCAAAGUCAGAGUGGAUAAAUCAGCAACAGAGAGCCUCGACGUUACCUUCACCGAGCGAGUCACCCACAGCCAGUUCUGGAAAGCUAUUGGUUUUGUGGACCCAUACUCUGAAGAUGAGACUGCGGAAUUCGACCAUUGCCAUGCCCGAUGCCAGCAUGAGGAGCAUGGUGGCGAUGCUGUGUUUUGUGAAGGAAGACAACUUCACGCUGGUCCCCUGGUGACAGGAGCUAACCCUGGUCUACUACCACAGAGUACUACUGGACACAUGUUCAAGUGCUCUCAUCCGUGCUCAGGACAUUGCGUGUAUAAGGAGGUAUCGCGGAACUGCGGCAAGGAUUGUGAUGACCGGCGUGAGCAUCAUGCUGGCCCGUGCCUCUGCGCGGAAACAGCCCAUAGGUGCAAAGAACGCUGUGAGGUCAAUCGGCAAUCAAAAACCACCACUGCCGGUAAACCCCUCUGCACUGGGGAGUGUGACGUGAUACUAGACCGCAGGGAUGGCACUGCCCAUGAGGAUCAUCGGUGUGAUUUGCACGAUUGCGUUGCACUGUGCUCUGCUGCAGACUGUAAAAAAACCUGCACUCGUGCUCAUGAUCACGUGCUUCACGAGGGGCAUGAAAAGCAUAAAUGUGGGGAUAGCCAUGUCUGUUCUACACCUUGUCCAUUCUGUGGUGCUCAGUGCGAGCUCCCACCACACGACGCCACAACUUUACACAGAGCAGCACAUGGCCAGAUCCGAAUGGACGGCAGACAGAAGCUACAGACCUUUGCCACCGCGCAACAAACAUUGCCCAUACUUCUAGAUUUUGCACAUUCAUGCGAAAACGUUUGUCAGAACUCAGGUUGGGGUCAUCUUCACAUCUUGGCAUGCACAUCGGAAGCAAGACAAGCAGAUUGCAGUGGUGACGGGUAUCAUAUUGAAUCAGAGCAGCUGCAUAAGAAAGAGCUGCACUUCUGCACGCACCGGUAUUUUUGGGAGCAAGCGGCAGGAUUUGAGCAGCCAGCGACAAGUGAUGGCUUUUCAAAGUGUGGAGAACGGUGCCACGCCGGUCACUCAACUACUUGCACGUUGGAUGUCCUUCACAAGACCCUGCCUGAUCGUCAACAGCAAAAAGUAAGGGAUGGACACCGGUUCUCUCAUUGUGCGUCAAAAUGCGAUGGAAAAUGCGAAUCAGGAAGCCAUGGAACAGUCAGGAACAGGCCACAGACCUGCGGCUUGAUACAAGACCACAGUGGACUGCAUCUGUGCAUGGAUUGCGUAGGGCAACUUUGUCCUGAAAAAUGCCCCCAAUGUCAUGAGAAGUGCAUCAAGAAGGUCCAGCAUGCUGAGAGCGACGGCCAUUAUGUCCUACAUGGCGAGAUCAAAGCUCCCAACACGGAGUUCAGAGUGUGUGAGAAGAGCUCGAUGAACCCGAUCGACCAGACUGGAAAAACCUGCUGGGAGAUGUGUGUGGUUAAGGAUGAUCACUAUCACAUUCUUCAGGAGUGCAGCGGUUACGGUGGAGCAGACUGCAAAGCUACUGGCAGCAACAAACAUAUAAAACACAGCCAUGAGCUUUCUGCAGACUAUAUCGACCAUGACCACUACUGGAAACUGCAAAAAUUCGCUUUAUCUGGCCCUAUUUCAAAUGGCAUAUGAAGCAGGCUUCAGUUGCCACGUCACGUCUCACCUGUCCGGAUAUGAUGCAUACUCUCCCAGCACAGCUUGCCGCCAAGUGAGUCAGUUGUAUCCUCAUGUCUUGUGGUUGCUAUUAUUGCACUCAGCUGGCGCAGACUGCCCAGAGGCUGCAACGAAAAGCUUGUGCACCGUGCACAUCGGACAAAGGAUGCGGUUCCUUGAUGCAUUUUUAUUCUAAACUUUUCUUUUUGCUGAAAUCAUAUUUUCCCACUUCGUAUUGUUUGGACAUUCAUGUGCCGAAGACUUUGCCUAGCACCAUUCACCAGCUUAUGUUGCUCAGAGAUGCUGCACCUGUCACCCUAGGUGUGUCGUGUUGAGCACUGUGAGUGCAUACACCUUGUGCAUAGCACUUUUAAAACACAAUCCCUUCCUCCUCUCCCCCAUCCUCCCCGUCCCCUCCUCACCCUCACCACCCUCGCCCUACUCCCCCCCCCCACCCUAAAUUGUCACUUACAUUAUCCUGCGCCUGCAUGCUGCUGUAGACGUUGCAUUCUCAGAUCAGUGCCCAUGCCUACUCCCACAGUUGGGACUAGGAUUGAAUCCCUUCGCUGCUACUCAUGAUACAGUCGUAUCUUUUGUUUCUUUGCACGUCGUUUUCUGUGUCCACUUUUUCCCAUUGACCUGGAAAGCUGGGCGUACUGUAGUUUGUCCCAUGACGCGCUGCCACAACGACCCAUGCACACUUACAAUUCCAGUUCCCUGUGCACGUUGUAUGGCGUAUUAUGGUAUUACUGCCAUGGCUUGUCCAGUAUUGCAUGCCCACUUGCCCUCUCUUGCUUGGCAAUGACGAGUUGCUGUUGCCAGAUAGGCAUUUUUGUCUUCCUGAGUAGAGAGCACCAGACACCAUGCCGCACUAUGGGUUGAUAUAUUUUUGUUUUCGUUUCCCUUAUUUUUGUCCUUGUGAUGUAUCAAUUCCAUGCUAACUGGUGGCUUGGUCUCCUGUGAAAGCCACAGAUACCAGCUGCAGUUCUAGUACAGUGUACUACAUUCCAUUGCCUGCCCUUACUAACCACUGCCACACUAGUAGCCUUUUUGUCCAAUAUCCGGUGUUUCUCGUUCUGUUGUUCAUUCACCUACCAACCCCUCUCCCCUUCCCCUCCCCUCUCCCCCACCCCUCUCCCCCACCCCUCUCCCCAUCUCCUCCCCCACCCCCUCUCCCCACCCCCUCCCCUCUCAACAACCCCCAACCCCUCUCCCCACCCCCUCUCCCCACCCCCUCUCCCUACUUCUCGCUAUGACCAGCACUGCUGCUGCUGGCUCUGUAUACGUGUCGUUAUUCCCAUUCGUGAAGCCACGUCAGAUGCAUCCACGUGCAUGCUUCAGAAUGCAUCAACUAAAGCGAUUUCUCUUUUCCUUUCCCGCUUUGCUUUCCUCCAACUCGCCGUUUUUUGGGGUUUUUUUCCUGAGCAGAUUCAUUUUUUUGGUAAUUUCCGAAGAUAUCGUUUCUUCCCUAUGCGCUGUGUGCCGUUUUGAAUCAUUCCUUACAAUACCUUCUGUUUAGUUACUGAUACACUCUCGUACUUUCACCAAAUGUAGCAUAGCAAAUGCGCAGCUAGUUAUGCAGUGGAGUUUCCACUGUUCUUCUUAGAAGUUUUUUCCAAUUUUUAGUUGAGUUUAAACUCCCAGAACUAAACAUGUACGUUACUCGACCGUUACACCCCUGACCGGCGAGUAAUUUUUUUAUCUCAUUGUAAUUGCACUACUAGCGAUUUGUGCACGAAACAUGUAAUCGUGAUGCGAUUCAUUACGAUUCUCAGCUCAGUGCAUCUGUGCCUGCCGUGAAUGAUUUCUCUGUUUCUGUUCUUCAGUUCACAGAUUGCCCAUGUUGUUACAGGUGCAUGUACUAUUCUCUGCUAUGCACUUGAAGCAUCUUGUUCUCUUUGCCCGCGUUCAUUCCGUGCAGUGUUCCGAUGCCUUUCCAAGUUCUCUGCUGUCCCAACUCUAGUUUUGCCUUGCCUGCUGCAUGACGCAUGUGCCUGCUGCCUAUACAGAUCACACACAGUGGUGUUGUAUUAAAUACAUUUUUGUAUCAUGGAAUGGAUAUUCUACUUGUGUCGUGAA
Molecule: messenger RNA, 14365 nt
Organism: Sycon ciliatum
Lineage: Eukaryota; Metazoa; Porifera; Calcarea; Leucosolenida; Sycettidae
Exons: 16
Coding region: 725-12265 (3846 amino acids)
Biological process (GO): regulation of apoptotic process
Source: RefSeq, a predicted model, not a curated record